UGCCAAACGCGCACGAAAUCGGUCCGCCACCUAAGGACGUUCCGCCAGCUACUCCUGUCAGAUUACCACAAUACAAGCCUCAAUCAUCUGACGCAAAUUCUCACCCAUCCCUUGUCCGUUUUCUGCAACAGCUGCAGCGUCCUAAUGAUCUUAACGAGUCUCACUUCGCCGCUCUUGGCGUUCAGUUACAUUCUGACGCCCCGCCUGAGGACGUUGUUCCGGACCCGUCCUUCUUGCCCAUAGCCUCCGAAUGGGUCGGCAUCGACUUGGACGAGGCCCGGCGUAGGGAUCCAACUUUCCGACGCACCUUAUCUAAUGGAAGGCUUUCUCCUGAGGCCCGUGUUUUCAUGGACCGCCGUACUGAGCUUUCUAUAUCAAAUCAAGCCGCUUUUCGGACCAUUCGUCGUAUCAAGCCCGAACCAGGGACUCAAGCACCGCGGCUCGGAAAUUGCUAUGAGUUCUACAGGCAGAUGGAGUUGAUGGCGCAGUACUGGGACGACACCUCCUUACCACCGCUCUCUACUGAUAGUCAAGAGGAGUCACCACCCACUGACCCAAAUUCCGAGCUGCCGGCUACUGGUGCUUCGUCCGAGAGCUCGGAAGCCAAACCCAAGACCCCCGAACGAGUUACUUACCGCACUAAUAGCGGCUCUAGCAUGCCGGCCGAAUUCCGCCACAAUUUAAUCUCGUCUUUCGUCAAACUUGUAGCCUACGACUUCGGCUGCAAUGUGGUCCCGCCGAGAGUCGAGCCUCGUUUACAGCUGUUUUCGCCUCCAUGUAAAGUAGUUUCGAAAUCAAAGGUGCGAUACUACCCUCAAGUAGCAUCUUACUUUCCAUCCGGAUGCGUGUUUCUGUGUAAGGCGCCGAUGACCCGCGAAGCCGCUCGUGCGGGUAUCGUCGAAGGCCCCAUAGCAGCGGUGUCGGCGCGUAACACGACCAAUUUCCCCACUUCAGCGGAGGCAAAUUUAGAUUUCGGGCGGGAGCUUGUCGCGGCACUGAUUACCGCACAGCACCGUUCCCGCGAAGGUCAGCCUGAAAAACGGUUCGGCGAGGGCAAAUGGUGGGCCACGGAGAAGCGUUGGGGUGGAGGUGAAGGUGGUCCCAUAGGACGGGAGAUCGACAACGACUCCAUCGUAGGCGACAAGGAUUCCACCAGAUCCAACCCUGAGGAGUCUGAAGGUGUGAAGCCGGUGCCAGUGCCGGAAACCACUAGCGCUACUAGAGAGAUAAAAGUAGGGGGCAAGACGGUGCUCGUCCCCGUGCGCGGGCAGCCCGUGAGCAAGAAGCCGCGUAAAAACCUCAGCAUCUACGAUAGUUACCGCAUGGUGCGGCUACCGUCUUCGAACUGGGACAAAAAGACCAAGUACACAGCCGUCGGUAAGAUCAAGGGUGUCGACUUCGACGACGUAUUCCUUCUCAGCAGCCUGUUCCACCACCUGUGUGUGAUCCGCGUGCGCGUGCCUAACCGCCUACUCGAGGUGUUAUCUGGCGCGCCGGACGGGAAUGUCAAAGUUGAAGCGGGAGGGGAGAAGGGGGAGAAGUUAAAGAGCUGGGGCAAGUUAGAGGCGUGGCGCAGCAAAUGGUACGACUUAUUCAUCGUCGAAGAUCGGCUCGAAGCCAUGCGCCUGCUUUGGGGGGUGAUGGGAUGGGUUAUGCGCACGGAAGAUGAAAGCGGAAGCGCAAACGCGGGCGAGGAUGUUGCCAUGAAGGAUGCUUAAGGUCUACUCCAGUCGAGUUUAGACUACUCUGUGGAUUAACUACUCGAGCGCCAUCCUAGGUACGGGAGCCACAAGCUUGAGUUACGAAGUCAGUUACUUCUUAUUGGAUCUAGAGUAUGCGGUGGCUAGGAUGUCUAGCACCCAUCUGAUAGACAUGAAUGAAGCAUAUGAUGAAUAGUAAUAGUACGGAGACUACGUUCCUUUGUUUUACCUAUAUCUAGCCCAUCUCCUAGUUCGUUCUCAAGUAGGGAUACUGCGUACCAUCAAAAACAUAGCCUUUUUUAUAUAGCAUAUAUAAUCAAAACAGUUGCCUAGAAUAUCUAGUUAAUGUUCCCAGUAAAAAGUUUAGACAGUUCAAUAUACUAUUCAUUUCUAC
Molecule: messenger RNA, 2094 nt
Organism: Daldinia loculata
Lineage: Eukaryota; Fungi; Ascomycota; Sordariomycetes; Xylariales; Hypoxylaceae
Exons: 1
Coding region: 348-1718 (456 amino acids)
Source: RefSeq, a predicted model, not a curated record